This is a messenger RNA of Tarenaya hassleriana, 438 nucleotides long. RefSeq names its product glycine-rich cell wall structural protein-like. Bases 1 to 438 code for a protein of 145 amino acids. The transcript has a single exon. The record is from RefSeq and is a predicted model, not a curated record. NCBI's taxonomy places the organism in Eukaryota, Viridiplantae, Streptophyta, Magnoliopsida, Brassicales, Cleomaceae.
AUGGAAAGAAAACUCUUGAGGUAUGUUCUUCUUGUCCUGAGCAUAUGCCUCUUUGGCCAAAUGAUUGUAGAAGCUGCAAGAGAAGGAGUUGGAUCCAUGAGAGACUCAGGAUCCCGCAAGAGCAGUGAGAUGAGUAAGAGUAAUAAUCAACACCUAACCGGAUACGGAGGCGAUAUCACAACCGGAGGAGGCUACGGUGGUGGAGUCGGGCCGAGUUUCGGUGGCGCAUUCGGCGGUCAUGGCAGUAUCGGCGGCGGGGUUGUGGUUGGUGGAGGGUUCGUUCCUGUGGGAGGGUAUGGCUCGGGCGGAGGAAGUGGGCCCGGAUACGGAGUUGGAGGAGGAGGCGUAGGAGGAGGCGGCUGCAUUGGCCCUUGCGACGGUGGAGGGUAUGGACACGGCGGCUCAAACCUCCCGUCCGAGACCGGCAAGAAGAACUAG